UCUCUCUCUCUCUCUCUCUCUCUGUCUUUCAACUGUUGGGAGCUCAGGGCCUCUUAGCCAAAGCUUGGACACUCCCAGAAUCCCCUGGGAGAGUAUGCAGCAGUUGUCAAUAGAGAUAAGGGGGUUCAGGAUCCCCCCCAGGAGCAAAUUAGGUUCUGAUUAAGGGCUGUGUUUCAAACAGGAUGCUUUGCAGCAUCAGUCACACACAGCGAAAGUCCCAUAGGAAUCAGGUGACUUCCAAGUCCUGGUAUACCAGAUUGAUGUAUUGUUUAGUUGUGUUUGCAUUUAGAUAAACCACUUCGGUACUAAAUGAUCUAUUGUCCUCUUUGCUCAAACACAACCAGGUCUGUCGGUGAUAGAACUACUUCAAACCAUUUGUUUUCCAACAACAGAGAUUUAUUCCACUAUAUGGUCAAUUCAGGUUGUUCCAAAUUUAGCUGGAGCCGACUGUUUAUGUAAUGCCAACAUCUGUAUGCGUGUGUGUGUGUAUGAUUCUUUCUCUGGUGAUCCAGUAUGGGGUUGACUUGGGUGACAGAUGGACACAGAGGUUUGGCUUUACCUGCCUACAUUUGGCCAUAGCACAGAGAAUGUGCUCCACACGCCCCUUCCCUGCACACACAUACAGUAUGCUGGCCUGCGGCUAUUUUUGUCAGCAAGGGCAUUAACUCUUAACACCUGUUCUGUUUAUUGCCCAUGGGCAUUGGGCAUGGUCUUAAUAAAUGCACUGCUAACAGGGACCACAAUCCCAAGGGUAGGAUCCGGAGGAAAAAAAGAUUGACAAGUUGGCACCAUCAACCUUUGAUUGAGCUUUGAUUUACAAAAGGAAACAUGUAACUAACCGUGGCUUCGACACUGAGGUGAUGUCGGGCAUCCUCCAGUAACAGUAUCUGGUUUGUAAUUAGAUGGAUUUAACAAGAGACACUGGCUAAGCAACUUCCAAUAAACAUCAACUGCUCAUUAGAUAAAAACAUUUACUAUCAAACAUCAAUGUUCAGCAUUAAAUCCCAGACUUUAUCAACAAACAGUAACCAAUAAACACCAAAACAGCCUCCAAUAAACAUCUGAUUACAUUUACCAAUUACUACCAACACCCCAGCUGACAAAAUAAAGGUCCCCAGAACGUUCCUUAAAUGGCCUCUAUGAAUGUCCCCCGAACGUCCAUGUGUAGGGUCCCCUUGACGUCCUACGGACGUUCAAGAGGACGUUCACAGGACGCCCAGCGGCCAUUCGGGACGCUUAGUGGACUUUCGCUGAAAUGAACACACUCAGUAGUGUUAUGAUUUGAUAUCCUCUGACGUCCUCGGAAUGUCUGCCAGCGAACGGACUAAAUGCGGACCUAAGUGGACGUCCGCAACGUCCGGGGGACGUCCCGUGUUUGCUGGGACUCCAUUUACCACCAAACUUGCAACACAAGCAGUUGGCUUUAGAGCCUUUAGAGAGCUUCUGAGAAAAUUUAUUAGUUUAAUCAGUUAGAACUGAACUUUUCUGGAAGUUAGAUCUGUAAGAGGAUGUGUAGAGGUCUCUACACCAGUGUGAAUGGUGGAGAACAUUCUGGAAACUUCCCACCAAGCACACCAACCCAAUACUUGUGCUUUUCUGACAUCUAUUGGAUGACACGGAUUUUCAGAUUCCCGUGUAGAGUAUUAAGUGGACUGGCAGUGAGCGCUGAGUAGAUUUAGAGUCGAGAACUUGAAGUGGUCUUGCAGUAUCUCAUUACAGCACUUUACCUGUUUUAGCACACCUGAGUCAACUCACAAAUGGCUGUAUAAUUACCUACAGAGUUGAAACAGAUGUGUUAGAGCAGUGCAAACAUGCACCACAGGUGAUGCGAGGCAUCUCGGUCAUCCAGCUGAAAACCUGUGGUACUAAAUCAGCAACCCUGCAACCCCAGGAACUACUGCUUGUCUCCUGGAUUGUAGAGUGCCCUCUGCCUGCCUGCAGGAGUCGUUCUUUUGUACCCUGUCAGCCAAGUGCAGCUGUUGUCGAAGUAAAGUCGAGCACUAAUUAUCUGCCUGUUAGCAGUUUGGCUGUGACCCUGUAUGUUUGGUUAUUUUUGCACUUGAUAGUUCUGCUGAUAGGAGAUCAGGGCUGGAAGCUGAUGGGGGGUGGGGGGUGUCUCUGAACCUGGUCUGGACAACCACACAGUCCAGGCAUGUGUUUGAGCGUGUGGGUGUGUGUGACGAGGGAGUGUUGGAGGCCUAGCUGACCCAGUGGAAGGUGACAGGCGAAUGGAGUAGAAGGCAGCUGAUCCACAGUGAGUGACAGGACUGAGACAAGAGGCGCCUGAAAGAGAGCCUGCUGCUCGACACAUGCUCAUGGAGAGACUCACACACACACACACACAUAUAUAAUUAUACUCGUUUGGGAACACACAAGUACAUACACCCUCAUUUGCACUCUUUUUCAAGCAUCCUUAGUGUCUCAGCAUUGUACGUUGCUCAGAAUUAUUGCACAAGAAUGCUGCAGACUCAAAAACAUAUAGGGUCUGCCACUUUAUGAGCCCUGAUAGCAAGACCAUCUGUGUAAAUAGUUCUCCUGUAACGAGUUUUAAACCUGCUCCUCUCUGAGUCCGGACUCGUGACCGAUGGCAGCCAUGUCUCUUAACAGGAUUUACAUGCUGACAGACAUACUUGGAGAUACUCUUUCAGGGACUGGACUAACUCUGUGUGAGGUGGUGGAGGAGGAAAGGGGUCAGAAAGACAAACUUCCAGGAGGAUAAGCUGCCCUUUUGCCCCUGAUAAAGGUGACUGGUGUAGGCAGAGUGAUUGUUUGGGAGAGGGAAGGGUUGAAAAGAGGAGAGAAGAGCAGGGAGCAGGUGCAAAGGUUGUCCUGUGGAGGUUUUUUACCUUGAUUUGUCUCCAAUGUCUCUCACCUGUCACAUCGAUGAUGCCCAGUCUUUGGAAGGGAGGAGUCCCACAUGUGGUUUCCGCACAUCGUUAUCAGCUAAACCAAUCUUUUCAUUCAAGCCAUGAAAGCAUUGGAUGGCAGCAGCAUCAACAUGAAUUCCAGUGUUACAAUGUAAUCCGAUGUCAACUGCAUCAUUUGUGAGGUAGACACCAUGAUGGAUGUUGAUCCUUUGAAUGAGGCUUUUAGAUGAAGUUAGUCUUUGUUUUGGAGGUAGAUGAAACCUCUAUGAAAAAGGUUCCAUGAUGGAUGUAGAUUCCCUGAUGGAUGUUGACCCCAUGACAGCGCCUGCGUGAUCGAGGGUAGCGCUUAUGAUGGAUAUACCUUCUAUUGAUGGAUGUAGACUCUGAAGGAGGUUCUAUGAUGGUGUUCGAGUAGAUUCUGAACAAGGUUCUAGGAAGAGGUGUAGAGGUCUAUACACCAGUGUGAAUGGUGAAGAACUUACUAGAAACUUUCUACCAAGCACACUGACCAACUGCCUGUUUUGUUAGUGGCCGUGAUGCAGGUAGGCUUUAUGAUGGAGGUUGUGUUUAAGGAGGCACAGGGAUGGAGGUAGAGUCAGUGAUGCUACACUCUGUGGUGGAGGUUACUCUCUGUAACUGAGGUAAAUGGAAUAGAGUCUGGAUCUUAGAUGGCCGUAGAAUAUAGACUCUGUGAUAGAGGCUCCAUAAUGAUGGACUCUUUGAGGGAUGUACACUGUAAUGGAGCUUUGUUCUGUGAUAGAUGUAGACUCUGUGAUGGACAGUUUGUUGACUGUAUCAUGGAGGUAAACUGGGAUUAGAUAUACACACUGUGAGGGAAGUAUUUGUAUUGUCCCUGCAGUGGAGGUAGAAAGUGAUGGAUGGGAACUCUGUGCUGGAGAUACACUCUGUGAUAGAGGUGUGUUUUGUGAUGGAUAAAAACUCUGUGAUGGACAGCAGCAGAUCCAGCUGCACUUGUCACUGACAGUCAAGCUCCUGUGAGGGGGGCAGUAUGAGAGCAGGGUGCAGGGUGGAGGACACUGAUGGCAAUGCAAGGACUUGCAAGGGGCCAGUAAGGGAUCCCGUCAGCAGCAGCUGAGCUGGAGAACAGGUGCUAUGCGAUGUUUCCAACACAAGCAAAAUGUAUUUACUCGCAGAGCCUUGACACACUCUAAAUAUCUGUCCUGCAGCGCUUUAAACCUAUGAGACAUGUUACGACUCAAGAUGAAGACACAUCCAUUAGUGUAGUGCUGGGAAAAGAGAGCAGUGACAUCAUCUGCUUUGCCAUUAAAUGUUGUCAAGAUUUCGAGUUAAGCUGUCAGGGUCGCAAGGACCUCGCGGAGCGUUGGCAAUUUCAGUAGCGCUGAAACGAAGGUCGGAACAAUGCCAGAUUCACCAGCCGAUGUGAAAACCCAGCCCAGGUCGACUCCGCCCACAAUGCCACCCCCACCACCUGCCGUGAGCCAGGCAGCCAAUCGCAAUGCGUCAUUCACGCCGACAACAAUGCUGAACGGGAGCAGCCACUCGCCAACCGCACUUAACGGAGCUCCGUCCACCCCCAACGGCUUCAGUAACGGGCCAGCCGGCUCGUCCACAGCGGCUCUGCCCACGCAGCAGCUGCCCCCGGCGUGUGGAGCUCGCCAGCUCUGCAAACUCAAACGCUUCCUUACCACUCUGCAACAGUUUGGCAAUGACAUCUCACCCGAGAUAGGGGAGAGGGUGCGCAGUCUGGUGCUCGGCCUCGUGAAUUCAACUCUCACCAUAGAAGAGUUUCACGGCAAACUGCAGGAGGCCACCAACUUCCCUCUUCGACCCUUCGUCAUUCCCUUUCUCAAGGCUAACCUACCCCUCCUGCAGAGGGAGCUGUUGCACUGUGCGCGUCUGGCCAAGCAGACCCCUGCUCAGUACCUGGCUCAGCACGAGCAGCUGCUGCUGGACGCCAACGCCAACUCGCCGCUCGACUCCUCCGAGAUCCUCCUGGAGCUCAAUGAGCACGGCAAAAGGAGAACGCCCGACAGGACCAAAGAGGCAGGAGGUGAGAGGGAUGCCUUGCACACCGAGCACAUGGCCAAGCGGCCGUGUACAGUCAGCCCAAGUCAGCGCUUCAGUCCAAGCAGCGGCAUCGCAGCCCACGCUCCUCCCAACGGCCUGCCCACUCACCCUCCCAAUGGCCUGGCCCACCCGAGCGCCCCUGGCCCACAGCAGUACCGCCUGGAGGACAUGGCCAUGGCCCAUCACUACAGAGACGCCUACAGACACGGCGAGCACAGGGACUCUCGCGAACGCCACCGACAGACAGCUGUUCAUGGAGCGCGUCAGGAGGAGGUCAUCGAUCACCGGCUCACCGACCGUGAGUGGGCUGAGGAGUGGAAGCACCUGGAUAACUUGCUGAACUGCAUUAUGGACAUGGUGGAGAAGACGAGGCGCUCUCUGACCGUGCUUCGCCGCUGUCAGGAGGCCGACCGUGAAGAGAUGAACCACUGGAUCCGGCGCUACAGUGACGUGGAGGAUAUGAAGAAAGACAUUCAUCGAGACUUCCUUCAUCGGCCUCCGUCCGGAUACCUGCCCGAAGAGAUCUGGAGGAAGGCAGGUGCCCCCAGCAUCCCGCUCUCCCCAGCAAUAAAGCAACUGCACAACAAACAGGAGGAGGCCGUGAACGAGGUGAAGAGGCAGGCCAUGUCUGAGCUGCAGAAGGCCGUGUCUGACGCCGAGAGGAAAGCUCACGAGAUGAUUUCAGCCGAACGCUCCAAGAUGGAGAGAGCACUAGCGGAGGCCAAGAGACAGGCCUCGGAGGACGCGCUGUCCGUCAUCAACCAGCAAGAGGACUCCAGUGAGAGCUGCUGGAACUGCGGCCGCAAGGCGAGCGAGACGUGCAGCGGCUGUAACACAGCGCGGUACUGCGGCUCCUUCUGCCAGCAUAAAGACUGGGAGAAACACCACCACGUGUGCGGCCAGACGCUACAGGGGCUACCCGGAGGCAGCAGCGUUCCUCUGGGAACUCCUUCCUCUUCGUCGUCCUCCUCCUCUUCUUCCUCCUCCUCGUCCUCUUCCAGCGCUCCGCCCACACACUCGGACAGCACCGCUCCGGGCCCUCUGUCCCUGGUUGGGCACGCUGGCGGCGGAGGAAGCCCCAAAGACAGCAGCGCCAGCUCCAGCAGUGUGUCGCGUUCCACCACCCCUGCCACACCUGCCCUGCUGGACUCCUCCUCCCGCUGACCUCCGACCCUCAGUCUGAGCGCACUCACUGCUACCGCUAACGCUGCUGCUGCACCUGCACCCAAAAGAAGAUGAGAAAUGUUCACCACUAAUCCUCGCACUUCUUCCCACCUCUACGAGUUCCUCACUUCUUCUCAACUACCUGAAGCUCCCAUUUAACCCUAGCUCUCUAUUUAUUAACAUUUCAAAGGGUUUGAUUUACUGAGGACGCAGUCAGCGAUUUUACCCAUGUCUUAUUAAAAAUAAGGCAGCAAGAAAUAAAUUCAAGCUUGGCUUUAUGAAUAAUUUAAGCCCUGUAUAUGUAUAUGUGUAUAUAUAUAUAUAUAUAUAUAUAUAUAUAUAUAUAUAUAUAUAUAUAUAUAUAUAUGGUCGGCCCGGCACGCAUGGACGCAGUUUACACCUGACACACUCCGUCCUCUUCCACGGAGAUUUUUAGAGAAGCUUGAAUACAUCUAACAGGCGUUAGAGUCCUCCUUCAUACUUUUGCCCUUCUGUCCUGUCUGGGAUUUUUACGGCGGGUCGACAGACUUCCCCUCACAUCCCAGCGCUCCGCUCCUCAAACCAUGAACGAUCUUCUUUCACCGGUUUGUUUUUUGGCUUUAACAAAUAAAUCCAAAAAUAAUGAUACUGAUAAUAAUAAUAAUAAUAAUAAUAAUAGUAAGAAUAAAAAGAAUAAAGACAUGAUAACUACCUUGCUAGCGAGCCAAGAAAAACCUACACCGGACUCACCUCUCUGUUCUGAUGCGAACCCAAAUAAAAUAAACUAAAAGAGACAAAAACAUGAUCCAAACCUUUUUAAUACACUGCCAAAGUUUCAUGGAGAAGCACUCGUCUUGUAACCAAACGCGAACGACGCAAAACCUCCUCAAACCCAAGUCUGGUUUCUGUGGAGAGGCAGCAAGGAAAAAAGGAACAAAUUCAAUCCCUGCCUUCCUCCUCUCACUGUGCCCCCCUCCUUCCCUCCCUGGCUCAGUUACCCACAAUCCCCUGCUCCAACCCCAAGGAUCACGGUGAAGUGACAUGCUAUCCGCCUCUGCUAAAAGCAAAAAAAAAAAAAAGACAUGCAGGCGGAGAGAGAAAGUAAGGACGAGUGGACCAAACGAUGUAUGGAAACGAACGCGCUUUUGGCCUCGGAAGAAAAUUGGCACCGCAAAUGCCAAAAAAAAACAACCCUUCAAAACCCUCAAUAAGAACCGAGAACGUCCGUGCGAGGAUCGCACUCCAAGGACAAGCCUUUUGAAGCAAUUCUACGUUUGUUUGUUUGUUUUUUUUCUAAAACUCUCCCAAAUUGAAACACCGAGCUGUAAUUUUCACUCUCCUUCGUUUUUCCAAAGCAUGAAGAGCAGACUGCUAAAAAAAAACAAACAAAAAAAAACUGUCUCAUAAAAAGCAGUGUGGACUCGAUUUCUCUUCUAUAUAUCUAUCUCUCUCUCUCUCUCUUUCUCUCUGUUUUUGCUCUACCUCCUGCCUACUUGUCCCUUUGUCUGCUACCCCCCUCCCAAUCCCCCCCCCCGUCUGAGCAGAUAUCUAAAAGGGAUCAAACAUGUAGAUACUGCUUUCUGGUUCUCGAUGUCUCUGUCUCUGAUGUCUCCCUGUACUGCCUGACUUUUUUUUUUUCUUCUUCUUCUUCUUCUUCUUCCUCUUUCUUUGUUUUCAGUUUAGGCCAGACAUGUAAAGACGUUCUGAGGGGAGAAAUCCGUAGAGUAGAAACUCCUCGGUGUAUUUUAUAUCACUCGUGUUUUGAGACAGCGAGAGGACGGAGGUGCAAUAUGAGAAGAGAAUUCAGCUACUGAACGGAACCUCAGAAACCACCCUUAGGGUACCUUAUAAUAUAAAUCUACAUAUAAAUCUAUUUAAAAUAACAACCAUAACUUAAUGUGAAUGUAUAUAGUAUUUAAAAGUAAGAGGUCCAAAAAAAAAAAUAAAAGAAAAAAAAAAAAGAAGAAAAACGUGUUUGCCAAAUAACAGAAAGUAUAAUGUCUACAAAUAAUUCUCUCAGUUCUUUUCCUUUCCAAAUCAAAGCAAUUGUAAUUACUCAUUCAAAACCCAUGCAUUCAUCCCCCCUCCCCCCCCCUCACCCCCGCCCCCGUCUGUUUUACUCUGUAUAGUGUGUAAUCUAUAGAUGUAGAAGACAGCGAGUCCUGAUUUUGCCGAGUCACGGCCGUUCGUGGGUCAGUGAGGGCGGGGCUUAAGUUCAAUUUGAUCUGCCGGUCACAUGACCUUAUCACAAUAUGUUAACUUGGCUUUAGAGGAGCAGCUUGUAAAAUUUGCUGCUUCUGCAAAAUCAGGAGCUGCGUAGGUGAAACCGGGGAGGUGAAUGUCAGAGUUGGUGACUCAUCACUGCUUGUACAGUUUAUCGCCAGAGGGGCUGAAAGAGAAGCGGUGCGAAUCGAAUCGAAGCGUGUUCACGAACGCAAUCUUGUUAAACCAUGAUGCUGAUGGCAGGCUUCCAAGUCACUUCCUGUUGAUUUCAGAGCAACCGUGUGAAACGUUGCACGCUUUCUCACUGAACUAACCUCCGGCGUAGUCAUGGUCCAAAUCUGACACCAGAGUCAAACUUAACACUUUUUGUUUGUUGUCUAUACUGCGGUACAUUGCUAUGGUUUUCCCUGAAGAAGUCGUCAGCUUUCUCUCCAGAAGCGCUGGAGUCCUGUUAACGCACUAAAGCGUGUGGGAAGUUUUUUUUUUGUUUUGUUUUGUUUUAAAUAAAGGGUCAUAUAAUGAUAUAAUGAUGCCCAAAAUGAUAAAAAAGCCCUUAUGAAUAAAGUGAGUCCGUCACCCUGAAAGAACUGUUGGUUGAAAUGCACUCCAAACCGAGUCGACUGAACAGGAAGAAACAUUUUGUGCACUCAGACGUCCCGUCCACAUGCCAUACCUCUAAUACGGACCAAACUUGAAGGUUUCCUGCUUAGUGUCUUGUCCUAUUUAGCGCUUUUUCUUUCUCUUUUUUUUUUUCAUGUCGGCUCCUUUAAUUUAAAUACAGUGCAUUGAAUAUGAAUUGAAUGAUCUAUUUUCUUAUUUCGAAAUUAAUAUAUGAAGUCUUUCACCUAUUCAGUGGAUAUGUAAAGCUUUUACACAUGUGUAUGACGAAGCAGAACUACAGAGCCGUGUGUGGCUCUCGUCCCCCGGUUGUCCGUCCUCGGCCUUCCGUCUCCUCGUCAGCUACCUCCUGUCCAAGAGCGUGAGAUCGUACGUGCGCUCAGAGAGCCGUGCCACUAGCAGACACGCAGACCCGCCCGCCGUAUGAAGAAGCAAUUUACAUUCAGCCUGCAUAUGUUAUUUUAGGGUUUAGACAGAGAUAUGAGGUUGGGUUUUAAGACCAAGAGGAAUGAAAGGCUUUGUUCACACAGCACGGCAAAUCUGAAGGUCAGCAUUGUAAGUUACAAACCAUCAAAUCAAAUCUGUAUCGUUUGGGCUGUCGCCACAUUUGCGCCAUUAGUUGCCGUAGUGACGAUGCAGACGACGGUGCAUGCUGAUCUUAACACAUUUCAUUAGGAUGUGUGCCAAACGACGGAAGAUACACACAGCAUCCGAUUCGACUGGACCAAUUAGAGACAACUGGAAACUACAGGGUGUCCCAAAAGUCUCCAUACAUAGGGGACUAUAUUUGCCAGCACCACAUCGGUUGAUGAUCGUGGACGUCCACUUCGCCAUGUUUCCCGUUCAAGUCCAUCGCAACCUUGAGACAGCUUCCUGAUCCAGCCAUGAGAAUGAUUUUAUUCUCUAAGGCAUUCUUAAAGACUAAUAUAUAUAUAUAUGUGUGUGUGUGCGUGUGU
Ictalurus punctatus (channel catfish) is the source of this 9856-nucleotide messenger RNA. It is a transcript of the gene cbfa2t3, whose product is annotated as CBFA2/RUNX1 partner transcriptional co-repressor 3. Gene Ontology annotation, cellular component: nucleus. The record is from RefSeq and is a predicted model, not a curated record. Gene Ontology annotation, biological process: DNA-templated transcription; negative regulation of DNA-templated transcription. The transcript has 12 exons. Bases 4248 to 6080 code for a protein of 610 amino acids. Gene Ontology annotation, molecular function: transcription corepressor activity. Lineage: Eukaryota; Metazoa; Chordata; Actinopteri; Siluriformes; Ictaluridae.